Messenger RNA from Aedes aegypti (yellow fever mosquito), 5368 nucleotides. RefSeq lists its product as uncharacterized. The transcript is spliced from 5 exons. Lineage: Eukaryota; Metazoa; Arthropoda; Insecta; Diptera; Culicidae. The coding region runs from base 226 to 5034 and encodes 1602 amino acids. The record is from RefSeq and is a predicted model, not a curated record.
AACCAUCCAAAACAAAAAGCGACCUGGAGAGAGACAGAGUCAACCGAAAAAUCUACGAACAGUUUACGUUUGUGGACUGUAAAUUAUGUGAAAAACAGUAAAAUAAUCGACAAAAAGUGCAAAACUAGUGUUUAAAAGAGCGGCUGUUGGACAGCCCAAUCAGAUUUGCAACCGGCAAAGGAAAUCCGACCGCGUUGGUGGAGGGAUUGCGGAAGAGGCUCAGAGAUGUCCUUCUCGGCCAAACUGGAGCAGCUGCAGAAGGGAUUCGCAGACAGCGCAAGCGCAGGUGAAAGUUUACAACAGCUGCGGAAUUUGAUCGAUGGCAUUCCAAAACAGACAGAUCGCGAAAAGACGGCAGUUUAUGUGUUCAAGGAUCUGUUGGCGGUAUUUGGGGAGGUAGCCGAACGGGGAGAGCAAGAUCGCCAAUGCCAAGCCCUGGCGGAGGCGUUGAGGUAUCUGAUGCAGGUCUGCAGCGGAGCGGACGAAGCCAUUCGGUGCCACUUUGUGCUGAGGGUUUACAAUAUGGUGGUGAAGUGCAGUACGAGUGAGGACAAACGAACGACGGUCGUGCAAUGUGCCCGCCUAAUGGAGAGUUGCCACUGGUCCGAGGAACACAUGGAACUGUUCCUGAGGGUCAGCCGGGUGGUUCUGAAGAUCGUUUACGACGUGCACACGAGAAAGGUUGCGAAGCAGGGAGAGUUUAUUCAUGCGGGAAUCGAUGUGAUAUGUUCCACGACUUUGCGAUUAAUGAGGCACUGGAGUGAUUCGAACCAGCUGGAAGUUCGAUCUAAGGCGUUAGGGAUCUACUCUGAUGUUUUUGAUAAUUCGGUAGCGUUGUUGUACCGGUUGUUUAGUAUGGAUCCGAAGAGAGCGGGUGAGUUUUUUGAUUCGGUAGUGGACAUCAUGCGGACAAGUAGCAAAUUUAGCGAAUCAGAGAUGGGAGAACUGUUCCACAAGACGUUACCAUAUUUGGAGACGAUUCUGAGCUUCGGGGACGCAUCCAAGCCGUAUUUGAAGUUCCUCGAAGUCCUAGGGCUAUUCGAAGGAAUCAAAAAGGAGCCAACGGCCGCCUGCGUCUGGAUUCUGAGGACAUAUCUUCGGUUUCAAAACGAUCCAAAUCCGGACACGGAACUGUUAAAAUCAAUAUCCGAGAAGCUGAAAUUUCUUUCGGGGAAAUCGCCGCCGGAUGUGCUCCUGAUGGAAGUACUCAUUUUCAUCACACUGCAGCUGGGGAUUCAUUUGAACCAGAUCAAGCACCAAUCGUCGGAGUUGGCCGAGCCGGUCAUAGAGUUGUGCAAAACGUUGUCCAAAUUUGGGAAAUACUGCCCGAGGAACUAUUCUCAACUGUGUGCCCGAUGUGGCAGCUCUAGUCGACAUUUUGUGGACAAUGUGUCCACGAUGGUCAUCAAUCUGGCAAUGGCGAUGUCGAAAGCUGGGAAACAACUAACUCCGGAACUGGUGGGAUUGGUUUCUGGGUUUCUCCGACACAAAAUGCUCACGCUAGACGAGCUGAACUGCGAGAAAAAGCAAUCACUAUUGGACGCCGGGUUGCGUUACGUGGUCAAUUGGAUAAGGGUCGCACUGCAGUUGGUUUCGGGGAAAGAACUUCUAGACUUGGCUCGGCUAGCAGUCAGCUUCAAGUACAAGUACGACUUUAGUUUUCUGACCGAAGUUUAUCUGAUAAGACUGAUGGAGAAUUGUCUGAAAGAUUCCGGCAUAUGCCAGGCUGCAAUCGAUAUCAAACUGGUAAGACUGAUUACAGCACUUCGGAGCGAAGCUUCCGACUCGAAGGAAGUCGACGAGACUAUCUAUUCAAUAGUGAACUUUCAAUUGAGCAGUAAAAAUGAAUCCAUUCGGGACUUCAACCUCGUAGAUCUGAUUGAGCGUCCGGAACUAGAUCGAUUUGGGUUUCCCAUUGAUGCAACGCUUACCAAGCAAGAAAAAGCAUCGAUUCUCCUCGUAGAGAUGAACUUGGCUUCUCGCUACAAAAACGCGAAUGUCCUGCAGUAUUUCCAGCUUCUUCAAGAACUUGACGCGGAUCCGCUAAGACUGGGAAUGGCCAUAUACCUCUUCCCAGACGCCGGAUUCUAUCAAAUCCCUGCAGAAACCACAGAAACCCUAAAGCGAAGAAUUCUCGAAGCUCGGCCAACGAAUCCAGCGGACAAGAUUCGACGACACGGAGCUCUAGGCGUUCUGAACUACUACGCCUUCAGCGCCACCUCCAAAGCCAUAGUCAGCAAACUGAAAGACGCCCAGCUGAAUCGGGAUACCAUCAAAAAGGAUCAGAUAAACGACGUCCUCAAGGAGAACACCAUGGAUCAAGAGCUGGUUCUCCUCUCGCAACUAGAAGACACCUACUCCAACUAUCGCGACAUGGUCGUGGCCCUGGCGGAGUCCUCUUUCCAGCACUUUAAUCUGAUCUACUCCCUCAACCAAAUCUCCUCCAUGAUCGACAACACCAGUCGCUUCUUCGUCAUUAACUACUACCCCCGCCGAGCCGUCGAAACCCAACUGCUCAACUACCUCCUAAUCUGCCAAAAACCGGACCGAGUCCUGGAGCUGUGCUGCCCUCUCGGCUUCCUCAUCGAAAACCACCAAAUCUACCGCCAACUCCUCAAAGAUCCCCUCUACAGCAAACCCUGGGCUCCCACCCUAGACUCCCUCGUCCAGAAAGCCCUAGAAAUCAUCACUUCCCACCCUUCAUCCGUCCCUGACUCCCGCAAGUACCACUUCCUCAACCUGUACCUGUCCCUUUCCCAGUACGAAGCAUCGCGCCAAAACCUCCCGGCUGCCCUCGCCCACAUCCAAACCCUCACGACCCGCCUCCAAUCUGCCUCAUCAUCCACCUGCCCAACCAGUGCCAUCAUCCGGGGACGCAUCUACCACACCAUCUUCCGGUUGGUCACCCGGCACAACCUUCCCACCCCUCGCCGGAUGCCGGUGCGGAACUUCAUUCGGCUCAUGCUGGCCCAUUACAACGAGUUGCAGAAGCUUCCGGCGGAUCAGGGAUUCAUCGUGUCCACCAGCACGCUGGAGAUGACGGUGGAAACGGUGCGGUAUCUGACGUUGCGCUACGAUACGGAUCGGCUGGAGGCGCACGUGGAGCAGCUGUUGAGGUUCGUGCUGCGAAGGGGAGCUGGCCUGAGAGCGAUGCAGCUCAUGGGUCUAUACGCGACGAUGAGCGCCGACAGCGAGAAGGAGGAUAAGUGUCAGAUGCUCCUCACCUACCUGGAUCGCCUGUUGAUGCUCCGCCCGCUGGAAUCGGAUAGCAAAACCUUGCUAAAGGAGGCAACCGCCAUGACGCUGGAAGUACCGGUCAUUUCCAUAGCCGACGAUCCUAACUCCAGAAACCCGAUUCGCAAAGCCGUGAAAUAUCCCAAGUCUCCAACGAGUCGCAGUCCAUCCCCUCGGCUUCUCACCGAUCAACCGAUCGAUCACCAUCAGUAUCUAGUUAACCAUCACAGCGGAUGCAGUUGCCAGUUCUGCCGCUUUCCGCAGUACAAAUGCCAAGCCCUGCUGGUGGCCACCAUCUACGCACGGUUGGCCUUCCUCAAGGGUCAAUCCGAGCGGUGCCGGGAGAUUUACGACGCCGUGGCCAAACACUGGAAUCACCGCAGCAAGGUAUUUGACGAUGCUGGGCUUGUGGGACAUAGGGAUGAGUUUGCGACACUGAUCGCCAGGGCCUUUCUGUACUAUGGGCAGUUUCACUGUAAGGAAGGACAGAUCGAGCAGGCUCGAGUAGAGUUCGAUAAGAGUCUGGACAUAUUGGGGGGUGUUUCCCAAGGGGACGUGGGUCUGGUGCAGGAAGUGAAGAUGAAUAUCGCUGCUUUGGGAGAUUCGGAAACGUUGAAUCAGAUAAAUGCUGGUCAGUCUAAAUUCGCAGACUUUGAGAACUUUAUUAAAGAGAAUCCACGGUCUGUAUAUCUACCAACUCCAUCUGCCCAAAUGGGUAGGAUGAACACUUUCACGCCCAGAGUAGGAACUACCAGAAUUAUGCCCAAAACGGCCGUUAGAGCUGACGACCUUAUCAAGUUGAUGGCUCGCAAGCGUCUGAAAACCACUCUUGCUAAAGACUACAGCAAGGAGUCAGAACUUGUCAGUGCCAUGUCCGGAUUGUCCUGUGCCUCGGAGAGGCGACCCAAUGCAGUCAGUAUCUUUGUAGAUACUCCAGAGAAGCCCUCCGAAGCGAUCAAGGGCAAGAAGAAACUAUUCACUCAGGAAGCAUCUUCAAAAGAUUCAGAGGAAUCACCGAAGAAGCGAGGCCGUCGCAAAAAAGCGGAAGGAAGUGAAACACCGGCAGCUCCAAAAUCCACACGAAAGAAACGUAUUCAGAUGAGUCCUGUAGUGAAAACAUCCUCCUCCACAGAGUCCUUCAAGGACAUUCUAGUGAAAUGCAGCACUCCCAUCUCGAUAUCUCGGGGAAGCAACAAAUGUCGAACAGCCACCUCAAAGAAGCCUAAAGUAGGACCAGCCUUCCCGAAACUCUCCAGCCAGGAAGCCAAAUCUCCCGAAAUCCCGCAGAACCAUUCCUUCAACAGCUCUUUCCGAGAUGUGCUGCUUCAAUCCCUAACCGAGGCCAACACUUCUAAAGUCCCGUCGAAUAACUCCAGCGUAAUCGUGCUGGAUGAUUCGGAUGUGAUCAACACCAGCCUUACCCAGAAUCACUCGGUCAACGAGAGUCAAAACGGGUGUCUCUCGUUGAAGAAGUACUCCGACCGCAAGGGCAGGCCACGCAAGAACAACGCCAAACUGUGUCUCCAGUUCGACACUUCCUCGGCGGUCAUCGAUAUCACAACGCCGGAUCAUUCACCGGCAGUACUGAGGGCAGUGGGUUCGUCCGGGGGAGGUGUACCGGUACCAUCGGCGCCAACGACAGCCAAAGAGGACACGGUCAGAACGCGAGGGCGAACCAGAGCAGUGGCUAACAACAGCAAAAAAGCAGUGACGAAGGAGUCAGUUUCUCCGGACGCAGCAGGUGAGGUUAUUGUGCCGAGGACAACGCGCAACAAGGUAAGAGGCCGCCGGGCUGAGUAGGUGACCUGUUUGUAUCUUUUUGUACUUCUUAUAUUUAUGAGCAAUUUUACUCUAGGUUAGCCUAAACCAAAUUUACGAUUUCUGUUUUUAAAUGUUCUAUUCCGAUAAUGAUAUUGUCCAAUACCUGUUGAUUUAGAUCAAUAACAAGCGAUUUAACAGUUAAUAUAUUUUGUACGAUACAAUAUUGUGUUUAGUCGACCCGUAUGAAGAAGCCAUCGUCAUAACUAACAACUUAUUAUAAGCGAUCUUAACUAUUGGCAAACGAUUGUGGACAACAAGUAGUAACUAGAUAAUACACAUUAGAUAACAUUGAUAGUAUCAUAUCAUGAAGGUA